GGUAUCUCUCAGAUACUUAGUCGUUUUUUUGCUGCCGUCGGUUUCGUUGCUGGUGCGGUGCGGUGUUUUUUCUGGUCGCAACUCGGAUUUGAGAAUCAGACUUUCAGGCACUUAUAAAGCCACCAUUUUCCCUGUGAUCUUUGUCGGCGAUUCGAAUUUGCGAGUCCACAAGCGUAAAUAGUAAAACGCAAAACUCACUUUCGUCAUUUGCGAACACAGCAACCACUCUCUUACCGAAAAUCACACGCUCACACUCUCACACAAUCGCGCUACGCAGAUUGCGAAUGCAUACGGCGAAAGAUACAAAUAGAAAAAGUCUAAGCAGAAGGAAAAAUUUGUUAGUGAAGUGAAGAGGAAGUAGUGGUGACCUGUGCGCGAGUAUUUGUACUUUCCCCGUGUGUGUCUCCUGUUCUGGUGUUUGUGUGAAUCCCUCCCCCGUUUUGCAGGCGCAAGAGCGAAGAGCAUAGCAGUAUAAAGUAUCUUGCCAUGGGUAAACAAAAAAUUUACUGUGCGAAAUGCACGAAAAAGUGCUCCGGCGAGGUGCUCCGCGUGGCGGACAACCACUUCCACAAGGCCUGCUUCCAGUGCUGCCAGUGCAAGAAGUCCCUGGCCACCGGCGGAUUCUUCACAAAGGACAGCGCCUACUACUGCAUACCGGACUACCAGCGGCUGUACGGCACCAAGUGCGCCAAUUGCCAGCAGUACGUGGAGGGCGAGGUGGUCAGCACCAUGGGCAAGACCUAUCACCAGAAGUGCUUCACCUGCUCCAAGUGCAAGCAGCCCUUUAAGUCGGGAAGUAAGGUUACCAAUACCGGGAAGGAGGUGCUCUGCGAGCAGUGCGUCUCUGGGGCUCCAGUGUCGCCCAGUCGUCAGGCAGUCGGAGGAGGGGUGUCCUCACCAGCGCCACCGGCGGAGAGCCCGACGAGGGCCACCGCCCACCAGCAGCAUGGAGGAGUCAUCUCGCACAAGGCGCAUCUGAAGGAGGACUACGAUCCCAACGACUGCGCCGGAUGCGGGGAAUUGCUGAAGGAGGGCCAGGCCCUGGUGGCGCUGGACAGGCAGUGGCACGUGUCCUGCUUCCGGUGCAAGGCCUGCCAGGCGGUGCUCAACGGGGAGUACAUGGGCAAGGACGCGGUGCCCUACUGCGAGAAGUGCUACCAGAAGGGAUUCGGUGUGAAGUGCGCCUACUGCAGCCGCUUCAUCAGCGGCAAGGUGCUCCAGGCGGGCGACAAUCACCACUUCCAUCCGACCUGUGCCCGCUGCACCAAGUGCGGCGAUCCCUUCGGCGAUGGCGAGGAGAUGUACCUGCAGGGCAGUGCCAUCUGGCAUCCGCGAUGUGGUCCGGGUCCCUCCGAGUCCGGCAUCAUCAUCAACGGAGGCGGUGGCAAUGCCUCGGUGGUCGGUGGAGCCUCCAACGGCAACUUCACAGACACCGAGUGCGACCGGAUGAGCUCCAGUGCCCUUAGCGAGAUGUACAUCCGCUCCAGAACUCCGAGUUUUAAUGGUUCACUUUAUUCCUCUAGCCGCAAGCACUAUCGAACGGUGAGUCCGGGUCUGAUACUCCGGGAGUACGGGCGACCCAAUGCCGAGGACAUCUCGCGCAUCUACACCUACAGCUAUCUGACGGAUGCCCCGCACUAUCUGCGCAAGCCGAUCGAUCCGUAUGACAAGACGCCGCUGUCGCCGCACUUCCACCGGCCCUCCUCCUACGCCACCACGGCCAGCAAUGCGGGAUCCGUGGCCGGAAGCCGUCCUCCGUCGCGUCCCCACUCGCGGACUCGCAGCGCCAUGAAGGUCCUGGUCGACGCCAUCCGCUCGGAGACGCCGCGGCCCAAGAGUCCGGGCAUGAACAACGAGGAGCCCAUCGAGCUGUCCCACUAUCCGGCUGCCAAGAAGCCACCGCCGGGCGAGCAGCCCAAGAUCGAGCGGGACGACUUCCCCGCGCCGCCCUAUCCCUACACGGAUCCGGAGCGCCGGCGGCGGUACAGUGACACCUACAAGGGAGUGCCCGCCUCGGAUGACGAGGACGAGAAUGUGGAGAAUGGCAAGCAGAAUGGCAAGGCCAAGAAUGGCGAGGAACAGCAACGCCUUCAACGCGAAGCCGAGCAGCUGGAGAAACUCAACUCGGGCAUCGGUUCAGUGAUCGCCAAGGACCUCAAGGAGCACGCCAAGUACAGGAAGUGGAAGCAGAACAACCUGGAUCCUCGCAACGCGUCCAGGACGCCUUCUGCUUCCAAGGAGCCGCUGUACAAAUUGAGAUACGAAUCGCCCAUUGGGGCCUCUCCCUCGCGCAAUCUGGACCACCAGAAGCCCUUCUACGAGGACGAGAUGUUCGAUCGCUCCACCAGCUAUCGCGGCUCGCUUGGCAAAUCGCUGGGAAAUGCGCCCAGUUACAAUGUGGUGAGUGCGCUGCGCCAUGUGCCCAAACCAGGAUACGGCCUGGCACCACGCUCCCACACAUUCAGCUCCACCACAUCCGCUGCGGCCACGAUGCAUGGUGCCACUGACUUCUCUUAUGGAGGACUGGGCGACAAAACUCACAGCACAGAUUUGAGCUGCGGAAAAUCGGAGGCUUCUGUGGACUCGAUCACGGAGGGCGAUAGGCGCGCCCUGAUGGGCGGCGACCUGCCCGCCUCGAGCACUUACUCAGGAGCCCUCUCCUACCACUAUCCGCAGGCCGGACUCAUCCGUCGCAGUCUGCCCAACAUGGCACACUCUAUGCUGGUGCACGAGCCGGCCAAGAUCUACCCCUAUCACCUACUUCUAAUCACAAACUAUCGUCUGCCUUCGGACGUUGAUCGCUGUAAUCUGGAGCGUCAUCUGUCGGACAUCGAGUUCGAGCACAUCUUGCAGUGCGCCAGGUCGGAGUUCUAUAGGUUGCCUCAGUGGAGGCGUAAUGAGCUGAAACGGCGGGUGAAGCUCUUCUAAGAGUCAAGUUAUUGCCGCCGGAUCCGAGGAUAGCUACCCAAGUGGAGGCUGAUUGCGACGAAACCAAAAGAAUUCAACUUACCUUAACAACAGAUGGUUAUUACAUAUAUGGAGAAGAUGAAAAACAAUAUAAAAUGAAAACGAAAUGGGAAACUAUGCUAAUUUCACAGCCAGUUUUGAAACACGCUUUAAAUAGUUGAUGCAAGUGAAACCAACUAAACUAAAUUUAAAUACAUAGUUACAUUUACAGUGCGGAGCAGCUAUGCGGGCAGCUCCUGUUUAUUUUUUUAAGAAUUAGUUGCGCUAACGCAAAAUUGUAACUGAAAACUAUAUGAAAGGAACAGAAAAUCCCAAUAAAAACGAAGUGUAUACAGAUUUAAAUUAGUUAAACAUUGCAUGUCCGGCAUUAAGGCUUUUUAUACGCAGUGCAAAAGUAUAUUGAACGGAGACAUAAACUGGAUUUUUUUCUUCUAAAUUACACUUUAAUUCAACCAUGUUAAACGGCUAAAGAACCGAUAAAUGCAUCAAAGAAUGAGCAAUUAAUGUACCUACAGAAAAAUCACACAGCAAAAAGCGAAACGUUAGAUGUGUGGCAUCAAAUUUACGCUAAAUCAUAAUGCAAAUUUUAUUUAUUACUAAAUAUUUUAUUUAUUUAUUUAAAUAGAAUAUGUCAAAGAAUAAACCAGAGAUAAUAAAACAGGACAAAAGUAA
Molecule: messenger RNA, 3639 nt
Organism: Drosophila rhopaloa
Lineage: Eukaryota; Metazoa; Arthropoda; Insecta; Diptera; Drosophilidae
Product: actin-binding LIM protein 3
Exons: 11
Coding region: 487-2928 (813 amino acids)
Biological process (GO): lamellipodium assembly; cytoskeleton organization
Cellular component (GO): actin cytoskeleton
Molecular function (GO): actin filament binding
Source: RefSeq, a predicted model, not a curated record